AUGGCCCCAGCGCAGCAAGCCUCGCCACCCCCGAUUCUCACCGUCCUCGCCACCACUCUCGUAGCGCCCUCGCCCAGCGCCGGCGCCGCCCCGCCGGAGUCCUCCCUCCCGCUCACCUUCUUCGACGUCUUCUGGCUCAACCUCCCACCCGUCGAGCGUGUCUUCUUCUACCGCCUCGCCGCCGACGCCGACAUCCCCACCAUCCUCUCCAACCUCAAGACCUCGCUGGCCAAAGCUCUCAGCGCCUACUACCCGCUCGCCGGCCGCCUCCGCCUCACGCCCGGGACGGCUGACCGCUACGAGAUCCACUACCAGCCGGGCGACGCCGUCACCUUCACCGUCGCCGAGUACCAUGGUGAUGUUGACGUCGACGAGCUGGCCGUCGACCGGCCGAGGGAGAUCACCAGGAUCGCACCGCUCGCACCGCCACUGCCGAAGGGCGGCGCGGUGCUCGCGCUGCAGGCCACCGUGAUGCGCCGUGGCCUCGCCAUCGGCAUGGCCGUGCACCACGCCGCCUGCGACGGGGCGACUUCCACGCGCUUCCUGCACGCCUGGGCGGCGGCCAGCACCGGCGCUAUUGAGCCACCACGCCCUGUCAUCGACAGAACUCUCGUAAAGGACCCAACGGGUCUCUACGACGUCUUCGUGAAAGCCAAGCCGACCGCCGGUGAGAUGGAUCGCGUCAAGACGUGGGAGCACCGACUCCUCGCCACGUUCACGCUGUCGAAUGAAGACAUACAACGCGUCAAGGACGUGAUAGCAAGCGAAGCGGAGCGGCGAGGCGCGCCGCCGCCGCGCUGCUCCUCGUUGGUAGCCACCUUCGGCUUCAUGUGGUCAUGCCACCAGCGAGCCAAAGACGAUGUAGGAAGCACCGGCGGCGACCCCACAUACUUGCUCUUCCCCGUCGACCACCGCUCACGGAUGAAGCCCCCCGUCCCGGACGAGUACCUCGCCCCCGCGCCGCCAAUUGGUACGUUGUCGUCAGAGAUGAUGUGA
Messenger RNA from Aegilops tauschii subsp. strangulata, 996 nucleotides. Its product is annotated as malonyl-CoA:anthocyanidin 5-O-glucoside-6''-O-malonyltransferase-like. The record is from RefSeq and is a predicted model, not a curated record. NCBI's taxonomy places the organism in Eukaryota, Viridiplantae, Streptophyta, Magnoliopsida, Poales, Poaceae.